ACACAUCCUGGAUUUCAUCCAGUGUGCCUGGCGCCAUGUGGCGGCAGCGCCAGCAUUGACCUCCUGAUAUGGUGGACCUCACCGGGGAAUUCCGACGUCUCGCCGGGGUGCAAGGCAUUUCGGCUCCUGCGCCGGGCGGCUUCAUACGCCGUGCCCAGGCGGAGAAGGGCCGGCUGCGGGCUCUAAGGGACUUGCGGGACAGGGCGGCGACGGCGGAGAUCAACCAGAUCCAGGCCAGCGUCGGGGAGCUGGAGUCGAUGGUGGAGGACCUGAGCGACCUGCCAAUGGCGCCCGGGCAGGACAGAGACCAGGUGGCCCACCGCCGGGGCGUGGUGGCAGCUUUGUACGAGGAGCUGCGAAGUCUGGCAGCCAAGGUCCAGGGAGAGCAGGUGAGCGAGCUGCAGCACGAAGCAGAGGUGGCCGGCUACUUCAUGGCCGCCGCCCCACGGCGGCCUGUGAAGCCCCCGCCGAGUGCUGCAAUGGAGGAUCUCAGAGUGCCUGACACUCUUGGUGGGUCGGAGGCGCUGCGGGCUGAGGAGCAACGGCUCCUGGCAACCUUUACCACGGACCUGGACAAGAUACAGGAGACGCGCGCGAAGAUCGAGGAGGUGUCCACCAUGGUGGGCUUCUUCGCGACCAAGGUUGCCGAGCAAACGGAGCAAACUGAUGAGAUUCUGGAGCUCACGGAGGAAAGCACUGGCUACGUGGAAGCCGCGGAGAAGAACUUGCAGAGGGCCAUUCAACACAGCAAUUCCUACCGCUUCUAUGUGGUGUGCUGGUUUCUGGGGUCCGCGAUGUUCCUCCUGGUCGUCGACUACAUCGACGCGCGCUGGUCUCCGAUCUGACGCACCGAGCCAAACCCUGGCAAAGUUGGACUGCCAGACAGAGUUUGUUAACGCACUGCCUGAUGGCAAAGGACAAUUGAA
Molecule: messenger RNA, 926 nt
Organism: Effrenium voratum
Lineage: Eukaryota; Dinophyceae; Suessiales; Symbiodiniaceae
Source: the annotation of a GenBank genome assembly